CUCCUAUUAGUCCGCAGUUCUCCCAGACAGUCUUGAUCCGCUCCCCCCUCCAUGCAAUUUCGUCGCCGCAUCGACAUUAACUCUGAGGAUGACCCCUUGUCAAGAGCCAUCGCGCCCCCUCCGAACGAGACACAGGAGGAGAAGGAUACUCGCAUUGCAGCUGAGGCGGAAGCUCAGAAGCGGUCGGAUGCCAUUGACGAGGAAAUAAACCGCCAACGAACAGCCGAAAAGAAGUCUCCAAAAUUUGUCCGAGUGCUCUUGUUGGGCCAGAGUGAAUCAGGAAAAUCGACAACGCUUAAGAAUUUCCAACUAAUCAACUCCCCAAAAGCCUUCCGCGAUGAGCGUGCCUCGUGGAGAGCUGUCGUGCAGCUCAACGUGGUACGCUCCAUUCAACUGAUACUCAACACAAUGGCGGAAGUACAAGGCCAAGGGUCACCGCGGCCCGAUAACCUCCAUACUCUCACACCGGAACAUCUCAAGCUCAGAAUGCGGUUGUUACCACUCCACCAGGUGGAAGAAGCGUUACUGAGGAAACUCACACCUCCCGGAUCUAUUGAAUUUGAAGCUACUCACUUGUCAUCAGCAGUCACCAAUUUUAAUUAUGCGACACGCUCUGCGCGCACUCGCAAAGAAAUCGCUGUGAACUCUACAUCACAGUGGAAGGGCGCUUUUAGCCGUGUCGUAGCAAACACUGUCAGAAGUAGCAUGGACAGUGGAAUGGACAUUGAUUUCGACGACCCAAAUGAUCCUGGGAUUGUCCUUCAUGCUUGCGCGGAAGAUAUGACUCGUCUGUGGAAUGAUCCAACGAUCAAAGGCAUGCUCAAGACUCGUAAAAUUCGUCUUGAGGAUAAAGCAGGCUUGUUAGUAAAUCUCCUACUCGCCGUCCCCAGCGCUGAAACCAUAUCCAGUUUCCUGGAUUCUCUCGACCGGGUCACCUCCCUCAAAUAUGUGCCAUCUGACGAUGAUAUAUUACGUGCGAGGCUGAAGACUCUUGGUGUAUCCGAACACCGCUUCAAAUUCAAAGCCGGAAAUAUGGUUGCACACGAUUGGAAGGUUUUUGAUGUCGGAGGCGCACGUUCACUACGAGCGGCGUGGGCUCCGUUCUUCGACAAUAUGGAUGCUAUAAUUUUCUUGGCUCCCAUAUCAGGUUUUGACGAAACGCUAGCUGAGGAUCCCUCCGUUAAUAGAUUAGAAGACUCCAUUUUGCUAUGGAAGUCUAUUGUAUCAAACCCACUACUUCAGAACGCCCAAACCGUUCUGUUUUUGAACAAGUUUGAUCUCUUCAGAGCCAAGCUUGAUUCUGGAAUCCAGUUCGGUCAGCACGUUGUGUCAUAUGGGAACAGACCAAAUAAAUCUGAAAACGCGUCGAAUUAUCUGCGGAAAAAGUUCGCCAACUUGCACAAGCAAUAUUCUCCUUCACCGCGGGUGUUGUAUUGCCAUCUUACAUCAGCUAUUGACGGCAAGUCAACUCAGAGUAUUCUUGGGAAUGUUAGGGACAUGGUCCUUCGGCAGUAUUUGCGAGAAAGCAGUUUAGUCUGAAUUCAAGUUGACUUAUUUUCUUCUUCCUUUUUAGUUUGUUUUUCAGGCAUUGCGGAACCCACCCUUUGCCGUUAAUAGGAGUAUAUCAACUAUUUACUUAAUGCUUGACACGGUGCUCUCUACUUAUACGUGUAUACAUAAGUAGAGCUUUGGGCUG
This is a messenger RNA of Laccaria bicolor S238N-H82, 1696 nucleotides long. Its product is annotated as guanine nucleotide-binding protein alpha-4 subunit. The record is from RefSeq and is a predicted model, not a curated record. NCBI's taxonomy places the organism in Eukaryota, Fungi, Basidiomycota, Agaricomycetes, Agaricales, Hydnangiaceae. Gene Ontology annotation, biological process: adenylate cyclase-activating G protein-coupled receptor signaling pathway. Bases 52 to 1539 code for a protein of 495 amino acids. Gene Ontology annotation, cellular component: heterotrimeric G-protein complex. Gene Ontology annotation, molecular function: G protein-coupled receptor binding; G-protein beta/gamma-subunit complex binding; guanyl nucleotide binding. The transcript is spliced from 16 exons.